Messenger RNA from Clonostachys byssicola, 1974 nucleotides. Lineage: Eukaryota; Fungi; Ascomycota; Sordariomycetes; Hypocreales; Bionectriaceae. The record is from the annotation of a GenBank genome assembly.
AUGGCCUCCCACCACCAGUCAUUCGAGUUAGUCGAACCUCUUGACCACUCCGAAAUAUCAGAAGAUAUUGCUACCAAUCAUCCAGGCAAUGUGCCGCACUCAAAUCCUCUACUAAGCGGCCCUGGCAAGCCUCCUUCUAUACAUGAACCAAAAAGGCUUCGACGAACCCAAUGCUUAUACUUUUCGUUGUUUGGACAAAUAUUGCUGACAAUUUUCCCUCUACUUUUUCUCUCACUUACGGCGGUCGCAAUUUCCCUAGAUAACAAGUCCGCCUCUGGAACGGGCUCAACGAUCCAACAAGUUAUCGCGCUCUCACCAACCGUGUUCCCUAUUAUUUUUGCUGCGAUCGUGGGCAGAUUCUUCCGUUCGUUGGGACUAUAUUGGGCAGAGCGCGGUGUCAAAUUAGGGACGCUUGAGCGCCUCAUUGGCUCCCAGACCCUUUUCUCUGCAAUCGAAAGGCAGGUGCUACUGAGAGGGCAAUAUCUUUUGGGCAUCUCCAUCAUAAUUAUCUGGGCCCUUUCGCCUCUCGGAGGACAGUCAGCUCUUCGGCUGCUUGCAGUAUCUCCUGAAAUAUUAUCGACUAACACUACAAUCCGAUACUUGCCGAUUGAUCAAGCUUUGAAUACAGUCAUGUCCCCAGACUUUGGAGCGAGCAACCCUGUUCGAAGCUGGCCAAAAUGGGCCCCAAUAUUUAUGACUGCUGUCACAACUUCUUACCAAUAUCAGAAUUCCUCACAGGACAUGUUCGGCAACGUUAGAAUACCCAGCUUGGACUCCCUACCUUCCACUACGAACGAUUCAUGGACCGUAAUAAACCACAGUGAGAGUAUUCCCUACUCAUCUCUGCUAGGAAUUCCGGUCGGGGGUCUUCCAGCUAAUGGGACUACAUCUUUCAAUCUUACCAGCCGGUAUUUCGGCAUCCAAUGCAAAUCCUCUAAACACACAAGCUCUAUUGCUAUAUACGAUAAUCUGUUUCGAAAUUCAUCUUCUGGUGAACCCACUGGGUCCUGGGCGUAUAAGUCGGGGGCCUCUUUUGUCGUUCAGCUGGGGUUUCCAAUCGCAGUUUUAACAAAGGGAGGUCGUUUUAACUUCAGUGAAAUCUACAAUGAGACUACCAUUCCCUUCAAUAUGACAUCUAUGAAUGGGCACGAUUCGACACCUGACCUGAGCCUUAUCGAUUGCUCAAUGGAACCUCAGGAUGUUGAAUCCUCAGUCCAGUGUGAAGAUCGACUUUGCAAGGUCACGGCAAUGAAGAGGCUUCCUUUGGGUUUUGAUUCUUGGAGAAUUGCAAGUAUACUGGCUAUCCAACGAAGCUUUACAUAUUUCCCAUUAUCUGUUUUGACGGCCCCAAGUUCCAUGUAUGGAGCGAGGGCGUCUAGCUCAAUCCUGGAGAUGUGGAUCGAAUAUCCAUAUACAAUCUUGGGUUCGCCGGGAUUUGCCAACCUUUCCGUGGUUUCUCUUCCAAUGCUGAGCCGUAGCAUCGAGACUCUUUUCAAUACCUACUGGCAGUCUACCUAUGGGUAUAAAUACCUGCAUGGAAAUCUCCAUGCAGAUGUUACGGAUAGUUUCUAUGAUAACAUUACGGAAGGCAGAUUAGAUCAACCUGUCGAUUUCAGCACAAGCCAAGCACUGGCCACCAGGGUAAUCGGAGAGAAGUACCAAUGUAAUAUGACAUUCGCAACUAUUCUGAUUGUCAUAUCUGGGUUGUUGGUUUUUGCUAGCCUAGCGACAAUUGCCUUGAUGCAUGCCACUCGUGCUCCUGACAUCUUGGGUUACAUGUCUUCAUUCACGAGGGACAAUCCAUAUGCUGCUUUCAAGCAGGCUUCACACAUGGACGGAUUAGAGACAGCUAGAGAAUUGAGAGAGAUGAGGAUUACUGUUGGAGAUGUGAACCCGAGAGAGGAAAUUGGGCACAUUGCUUUUGCAGCAACCGUUGAGGUGCAGCGAUUGAAGGAGAAUAGGCUUUAUGAUUGA